AUGUCCGGUUCGAACUCGGGCGACUUGCGGCAAGCACCUGCGUUCGUUUUUCCAAUAGACGAGGACAAGCGUCCGCUCGCGGGCGCGACACAGCCGGCCGAGAACCCUGGGCACCAGCUGGCGAGGCUGGUGCCGGCAGGAGUCGCUUCCACGUCGACCGCAGUGCGUUCGGCACGAGAAACCGACGCUCUGCUGCCGUCUGCGUCCGUGGCUGUGCACUCACCCGCGGAAAGCUGCGUAACCGAUACGCCGAUGGCGACGGGGACGCUUUCGGAGAGCGUAACCGACCCGCAGAGCGCAGCGGUCAGCUGGACGACUGCGCGGGUUCCAGAGAGCCGCAGUCAGCAGCUUGAGACAGCGCAGUACCACAGCAGCAAACAAGACGAAGCAGAGGUGCCCAAGCUCGUUAGGCCUGGUGGGCGCUCAGCCGGCGCGUUCUCGCCACCUUCUGCCCUGUCAGGGACGCCAACGUCACCACCAUCGGUUGAGAGACGUAGCUCGUCGCGGGAGCUCUCUUGGCAGCUCGCUUCGUCGACUGGAUGCACACUGAUGCACGCAGAGGGCACCAGCAGUGGUACCAGCGGCACCACGGCGAUGGAGACCACCUCAACGCACUUGGAUAUGCGCCAGCAGCGUGACGAAACCGUUCUCUCCGCUCUACGACAGCGCAAAUUCCACUUCACGUUCCGGCCUGUUGGCGGGAGCUAUGGCGAAAGCGUCCUGGAGCGCCUGGAAAAUUUCCGCGUCUUGUUCGGGCUUUUGAAACCGAAUGAGAAGCUCCCGCUGACGUUAGAGGGUGCUGCGCUUGCUCGCAGACUGCUCGCGUCGUCGCCGGCACCACGGGGUGGACCAGCCUGUCUCGGUGAGCUCACUGCGAUCGUUACGAGCCCCGACGGAGCCUCCGUCUUCUUCGGUCACAACUGGAAUCAGUCCAAGCCCCCAAGCCUGUCACCAGUAUUUCGCCAAGAGGUCGCAGACGCAGACGCAGCCGCCACGAUGACCACGGUGGCGUCUGCGUCACAACAGAAGGCAGCCAAGCUUCCUGACUCUGGCUUGACGUCGCCUGGAGCCGCGGCCCCGGUCACGGAUGAACCGGGCGAAUGCCUGCACAGGCGUUGGCGCUCCGACAGCGACGACGCUGCAGCAUGUAUCACGGCUGCGGCGGCUGCAGUCGCUCAACGAGAAAUAUCGCGGGCGACGAUCGAACGCAAAGUGCGAGAACACUAUCGCUAUCCACCAAGUCAUUCAGUGCGCAACGUCAUUCGUCGACAUCGAACCAUUUUCGAGGCAGCUUGUUUCUGCUCUGCUUUCCUGCAGGCUGUGCAGUCUAACGUUAUCGAGUUGCUCGACGACGUUGUGUGUAACCGAGCAAAUAUUCCAGAGGAAUUCCACGACCGCAUCGUGCGGCGUCCGUUGAGCCACCAGAUUGCCGAGCAGCAAUCAGUGCUGGUUGCGAAACGACCUGAUCUGUGGGAUCGAGUGGAACCGCAUUUGCGCUGGGCUCCAACUCGAGAAUCCCUGAGACGUCGAGCGCCGUCUACAAGCCAGCACGCCCAAGCGCACUACCUGGAGGAAGCGCCCAGAGACAUGCCCGCGCGACCCGCUUUCCACUGGCACCGGCAAGCACCAUCGCAGCUGGAUGUACCGGCCUCUGUGUCGGAGCAACGAGGCGGGGAAAUGUUCUCGGGGACAUGUGUCGCUGGUGCUGCUGAAUCUUCCGAUCAUUGCGCGCUGCCAGAGGCGAGUCGGUGGUCGCACCAACGUAGAGCUGCCCAUCGUUCAGCUGAGCAAGCGGAACUCGAUGCGCUGUUCGGCCCCUUGCAGGAUGUGCGGCCCUUCGAAAUGCCUGCUGCGCCAAUUGAAAUUGGCGAUUCACCGCAUUUGAUCAUACAAAAGACAAGAACGUUUCGUACCGCGUCCUGGAGAGGCGAGACGUCUCGCGUGGGCAAUCCACUGGGCAUUGCAAGCGCCGAGACCAACACGGAGGCAGACCCGAGUACCUCACCAGGGACUCGUACCCUCGCCACUGUGGCGGUGACGGUUUCAUCCACAUCGGUUUCUACCGCAUCCUCUGUAUCGUCUGCCCCAGAGCGUUAG
This is a messenger RNA of Cyanidioschyzon merolae strain 10D, 2097 nucleotides long. RefSeq lists its product as hypothetical. The record is from RefSeq and is a predicted model, not a curated record. The transcript has a single exon. Lineage: Eukaryota; Rhodophyta; Bangiophyceae; Cyanidiales; Cyanidiaceae. The coding region runs from base 1 to 2097 and encodes 698 amino acids.